GGCCCUUGAGGCCUGGAGUUCCCCCACCCCCAAUCUAAUGAAUGAAAGUAAAGAAGGUCCUGGCUGCAUUCAGUUUGAUGGUGUGUGUUGAACACUGUUAUAUUUAGUAUUGGCCCUAUAGCAGCUGAUCGUUGCAUGCACUACUUUUUGUAAGAUGGCAUAGUUUAUGUACCAAAUGUGUGUUGUUUGAGUUGCACUUUGAAGACAUCCACCAAACAGUGCAAAGGCUGUUGUGGGCUGUUUAUGAACUGAAGCUGCGGCAAGUAAUGCUACCCUGGAGGGUGUGGCCUGAGCAGGAAGAGGCCACCUUUGACCAUGCGUUCUCAGCUUAAGGCUGUUGCAGACAUUCCUCCUGAUUUGUUUCACUCAACUCAGUUGACUUUUUGACCAUUGCAACAAUACUCGGAACUGGAAUCUUAGGUCUUCCAGUAACGAUAGCCCAUGCUGGACUGGUGCCUUUCCUGUUCUCCUUUAUUGUUGGAUUCUUUGUCCAGGCCUUGCUAAUCUACCUGUUUGUGGAGCUUCUUCAGAAAUGUCAGGUGAUGCAGCUGGAAUCCUUAAAGACAGGUGUUGCAGAGUGUAUAGUCAUGGAUCAGGUGGGUGUGGAGGAUCCAGUUCAUACUGAGGAAGAAGAUGAUGACAGUGAAAAUGCAGAAGCAGAUACAGGUUUACUACAGCCGGAUGCAGCAGCUCUGCAUGACCAAGCCGGCAGUCUGCAGCCGAACCUUCAUCUGCUUGGGCGAAUCUUCCUCUCCCGCCCCAUGAGCCAUGCUUUUAACUGCAUUCUCCUCUUCCAAUUCAUUUCAAUUGGAAUUAGUUAUGUCUUAGCUGGCAGUGAGGCCUACGCUGCACUUCUUAAUAUCAGCCACAUCUAUGUGAUCCCAGUCUUCACCUGGAGCCUGACUCUUGCUAUUUUACUGGCCCACACAGUUAUUCAGCCAAUCACUUCAGUGCUCACCCUCCUGAAAGGAAUCCUCCUCAUUGUCACGGUGGCUGUGACAUUUGCAGUAGGGUCAGAGGUCGGCCUUCAGAGCAGCAGUGACUUCAGUCAGAUGGGAAAACCUUUCCUAAUGGGCACAGUGGCUCUGGGUGGGAUUGUAAACGUGAUGCCUCUGCUUUUCUCACAGAUCUCACACAACAGAACACAGAUCCUGUGGUUUCGGAGAGCAGUGAUUGGAGGUCUGACAACCUGCACUGUGCUCAACAUCCUCUGGUGCUGGGCAGUGCUGGAAAUUGUCCCGCAGACAUCAUUCCCAGAGAGGAGGAUGACACCUGAAACAGCAACCAGGCCUGACUACAGCAGCCCCUCUGGUCCUCCAUCCUCAGUCUCCUCACAGAAAUACUCGAACAUCUCACUAGAAGAGUCAGAAAAAGCAGGAGAGAUUGCCACUAUUCCCCUGACUAAGAUCAUUAAUGAACGUUACAGGGCUUAUUCGUGGGUGGCUGAGCUGAUCCAGGUGUUUAUAGCCAUCAGCGUCACUGUGUCCUUCCUGGUUAUGGGAUCUGCUAUGAAGCACACCAUCGAUGGUCUGGUGAGCUCACUGUGGAGCAGCAAGCUGGAGUGGCUGACUAAAGCCUGGGAGCCAAAGUUGCCAAAUAAACAGCACAUCUGCUCAGCAAGAAGCGUGGCCAAAGGAUUCAUGUCACUGCUCGGGUUCGUUGUCAUCUUUAUUGUGUCUGUGUGUGAUCCCAGGGGUUUUGUUGUCAUGUUGGACAAAGUUGUGUCGUUCUCCCUCAACACUGAAGUGGGACUGUUUGUCUUCAUCAUGCUGAGAGAAUCCAGAGAGGACAGAUUCCAACAGCUUGCUGUCCCUCUGCCACUGGGCGACUGCGCGUUCAGCCUCAGCUGGCUGCUGCCCACCUACUUCCUGUUUGCAGUAACCUACGACGUCCUGCAGACCCUGGCGGAUCUGGCUCAUUAUAUGCAUUUCUACAACCACGAUCAGGAGCCACACAUUUACAAUCUGACGGGGAGUUUAGCAGCAGCCAAUCUCUCCACCCUCCUCUGAUCUAAGCAGCUAGUUAAGGCACAAACUGGUAGGAGUUAAAAUUGCCAAAAUGACAAGCUUAGCACCUUUGUUUGUUUUUUUUUAUUUGUGCACUGCACUUUCCCAAAAAACGUGUAUGUAUCAAUCUAACAGUCAGCUGCAGCUGCAGAGGGCUCUCUUCUGUUAUCUCACAGUGGCCAUCCUUGCUCAAGUUAGCGACACAGUAGAGAUCAAAAUUUCAGACUGUUUUUUUUUUUCCUUUCAGUGGCCUUCAUGGCAUAUUAGCUGUAGAUUUAGGACUCAUCUAGGGUUUUACUCAAAAUAAUGAAGUGUGGACCCAGUGUGUAACUACAGUGAUCGAAAUUAGAUAAAAGUUUUUGUUGCUAUAAAACAAUAGACAUCUAAAAAUUAAAUUCCUGAUCAUUAAGAACUGUAGAAGCCAUCUUAAUUGGAGCGGCUGGCAGAUCUGCAGCGUGGAUGUUACCAAUUCCACGCCUGCUCCGUUUGAUUUCGUCCCGCUGUUUCUUCAUCUCGUCCUCAGUCUACUAACCGUUGUGGAUUUCUUAGCCAUAGCAUUGUCCUCAGCAGUCAACCAGAGAUUCUCGAUUGGGUUUAGUUCAGGAUUCAGGGUUUGCUAUUUCAUUAUUUCAGGCUUAACAGCUGCAAGGAAGUGCUUUCCCAGUUCUGCAGAGUGAUUACGGAGCAUUGUCUUGCAUAAAUAUUGUUGGCUGAUUAGAAGCUGAUGUCAGGGAGGGAAUAAUCUGUGUUGAAGGAGCUUCUGCGGGACAUUAGCAUUCACCUUGCUGAGGUGAUGUGUAAGAGGCUCAAACUUUGCAGCAGAAAACAUCCACCAAACCAUUAACCUCCCUCCUCCAAACUUAACUGGCUUCUUCACACUGGUGUGGGUGCAUUUGUUUUCCAGUUUUAGUGCAGAACAUGAUGCUUCCUGUGUGAAUUUAUCAUUAUACCAGUUCCUCUGUGUCCACGUGAUCUGUUCCUCUGCAGAUUUCAGUAUACUCUUUUGAUUCUUCCUGUUUGAUGAUUGGUUUGGUCACUGCGGGCUUUCAGUCUGAUUUCUGUAUACCAAGAAAGAACCUUACACCUUUUCAGACGAGAAUCGGCAUCAGUGUUGAAUCAAAUCUGUACUGAGACUUUUCUCCUCUUCUCCUUCGGCUUGUAUAGACGGCCAGCAUUUUAGAGGUAAACUGCUUGAAUAUUCUAGCAGUCAGUGCUCUUUCAACAACCGGCUCCUCUAAUACAUUCAGCCUCCACUUGAACCACAGCCAUCAACAACCAGCAGCUCCCCAUCUUUCAAAAUGAUUGUUCUCUAUUUUUAUGGGGUCUGUCAGAUCCCAAAGCGUUCUCUAGUUUUGAUCACGGUUCCUUUAGAAAUUUUCAUUAAAGUUUUUUUGCAGUUUUGUUGUACAGUAUUUAGAGUGUUUUCAAAUUCAACGCUAUUCUUCAAUGACAUCUUUUUAUUAGUGUUAGGGUAACUUUAAAUUAGAAUUGUUACAGCCUUGACUUUGUUCUCUAAUUUUGGUCUCUACUGUACAAUAGUGCCAUUUUUCUGGGUGUGCUUAGUUCGUAUUAAGUCGACUUCUCUUAACUCUCAUUUUGAGUCUUUUAUACAGCCUUUUAACCAGGCUGCAGUCAUAGCUUCUGAGUCUGUGUGAUGGGUAGAGCACAGACUAACUGGGUAAUAUUUAGAUUGGAAAACAGAUUAAUGUUCAAAAAGCGAGAGACAGGUUAAAUCCUACUGAGAUGAAACGUUUCAGCAUGCUUAGUUUUUUGCAUCCAGUAUGACGGUAAAUACCGUUUGAAAUUCUUAGUGCUGUGCAAAAGUUUCAAGCAAGUAAAGUGAGGAUAGUUUGCAUUUAUCAGCUGUUAACGUUUUACAGAUUGUGAAGUAGGGCGAAACCUAAAUGAAAUCAGUGCUUGGUGUGAGCAGCCUUUGCCUUUUAAAUCGGCACCAAUUCAUGUCGGUACACUUGCACAAAGUUCUUUUAAGUCAUUCGGAAGGCAGGUUGUUCCAGGAAUCCCAACAGUUCUCAUGUGGAUUUCCUCUGCCUGUGUCUUCUGUCUCUUCAUGUAAUCCCAGACUCACUCCGUGAUGUAGAGAUCAGAGUUCUGUGGGUGUUACACCAUCUGUUACAGGACUUCUUGUUCUUGUUGUGGCUGAAGUUAGUUUUUCAUGACUGGCUGUUGCGAGGCAUCUUCAUGCUGUAUAAUGAAUCUGGGCUGCUUUCCUGAAUAUGGUGUCUGAUAAAUGGGACUAAACAUCAGAAACUUCUGCACAGUACUAUUUAUUACUUUGUUAUAGAUUUACUCCGUAACGCCUUAUGCAGAGUAUAAAAAUGGCAUUUAUUUAAACAGUAAUGUAUAAUAGUAGAGUAAGUUAUAUAGUUAUGACAUAGGAAGAUCUCUUCUUCAGGGUUUUUCAGCCUUUUCUGCAGUCUACAUUAUUUUCAUACUAAUAAUAUUGCAGUGCACACACAGGCACACGCACACACAAUCAUGUUUUCAUAUCAAUGUGGGGACAUCUAAUUGACAUAAUGCUUUCUGUAACCCUGACACUAAAAACCACAUUUUGAAUCUCAAAAAUACCUUCAAACUCGUGGGGACGUGGAUUUUGUUCCCAUAAGGGCUGUUGGUCCUCACAUGUAUAGUAAACUUCCAAUUUUUGGUCUCCACUAAGAUAUGUAAACUAGUACAGGCACACACACACACACACACACACGGAGGACUUAAAGGCAGCGUGUCACUGCACUCCACACAGCAUUAGUACGCACAAUGAAAAGUUAGACUAGAGAGGCUCCCAGUGGUCUCUUUGCAUGUUCACAAAUGCAGGAACUUUUGGUUCAGCCAUGAGCUCCAUUUAGCCUCCAGUACACAAACUAAACCUGAGAAAAAUGUGUAUUUUAUUAUAACCAGUUGACUGAUUACUCAUGUCUAGGGCAUGUACUAUAUAGCAUUUGGGGAUUCAGGAUUAGUCUGAUGUUUAAGGUCUACAAAGGUAACUCACUUCUGACCACAGCAGGUUAAGUUGUCAUGCAGUGCAAAAAAAUCACCACCUACCAUCACCACUCCCAGAAGAUCCCUCAGACCUCAGUAGGCACAAAAUAACUGUAUCUUUAGUUUUAAGAGACUAUGUGAAGUCUUUCUCUCUGUGACACCAUCAAUAAGAAAUAGAGAGUAUUAGAAGCAACCUCCUGACCUGCUUUUUUAAGUGCUGGUUGCAAACAACUUUAAAGCCACUCUAUUUUUCCGUAAGCCUUAAAAUACUGAUAUAAUCCUCAGACAGGGCACUUAAGCCUUUUACUUGUUGACCUUGUAUAAAAUUUGUAAGUCGGCCUCCUUACUUACUGGCAUGAGCUGCUUUUUUUUGCCAGUUUUACUGACCACGCAAAGCUUUUAAAGCCCACACACAUUCAUGUGGGGCUUUUCCUACCACACAGCUGCUGUGUUUAGGCCACAUUGUGUUUAACCUUGUUUCAUUUCUCUAAUAAUCAAGUUUAUUAUUUAAUUUUUACAAUCAAUGCCACUGCUGACUUAUCAAUGUUUGUGUCUGGUCACAUGAUGCCAAACUCUGGGAUGACUCCCAUCCUUGUUAGAUAAAGAAAAGAUAUAUCUGGGGUAGGUUGAACUUGCUUUGUGUUACAGCUGCUUGAUGUGUUUACCUGGGACCUGUAAACCUACAAAGUAAAGCACACCCAGAACAUUUGGUUGGUUUCUGAGUUCUCCUACCCCAACAUUGUUAACAACUUGGUAAGCCCGAGCCUGAAUUAAAAUUACAGCUGUCUUUAAAUUAACAGGCUGUUGUCUGAUGUAAGAAAGGUUUAGCUUUACUCUUUCAGCUUCAUCCUACGCUUUUUGUUGACAGCGAGCAAAGAAAAAAGUUGCUUUUGAGUCUAUUUCUAACCGAUGCUCAUCAGAGAAAGACAAAACUGUCUCUGAAACCUCACAAAACUGGAACAGCGAGUUUCUGAGCAAUCUUCAGGAAUGAUGAUGCUGUUUUCCUGAGAACCGAUUGGUCAGUAGACGGUGAUUCUGUGCAUGUUGAUAUCUUACCUGCCGCGGAGCAGGGUUAGCCUGCAGCACAAGUUAAUAUGCAGAUGUGUCUUGGUAAGACAGUGACAGUGAAAAGCCAGGGUCUAGCUUCGUAGUACAUGCUUGUGAGCAUUUCACCGCGUCGCUUUCAUUUAAUUUCGAUGGGUCAGGGUUAGCUGGGAAUGCAGCAUGCCGCUUCGGUUUGAUUGCUUUCUGCAGAAGCACCAGCCUGAGGACGUUUGAAAUCAAAGAUUUACUGUUUUAUUAAAGUCGGCUAUUUUUGUUUGACAUAUAUUAAAAAAAACAUGUAUUCAAGAUUGCCAUUCAGUCGUAUUCCUUGGUGUUAUUUCAGCACCGACACUCUACAGACACAAAUAAAAACUCAAAGCUCUUAUCAAAAUAUAUUUUAUUCUGCACUUAAGUUUCACUGAUCGGACUUAAAUGAUGACACAUGAAAGUGAUGCGAGCUGCAGAGAAAAACAAAGAGGCUCGGGGAGCCCAUCGCAGGCGCUGCCGGGCUGACUCUGUGGCACAGACCAAAUCAGGGGGACCCUGCCCGUGUGACAUGUUGGGAGGAAUUUCAGCACUUGAAUGCUUUGAGUACAGGGAAGUUAAAAAAAGAAAAAGAACAGGUACAAAAUAUCAGACUUUUAACACUGAUGCAUGAAAACCGUCAGCCCAGAAGUAGAAAUUUAUUACAGGGUAGAGAAGAAGAAAUGAGUUAAUUUGCAAUUGUACAAACUUUUCUCA
Molecule: messenger RNA, 6785 nt
Organism: Oreochromis niloticus (Nile tilapia)
Lineage: Eukaryota; Metazoa; Chordata; Actinopteri; Cichliformes; Cichlidae
Exons: 18
Coding region: 543-2009 (488 amino acids)
Source: RefSeq, a predicted model, not a curated record